Messenger RNA from Oryzias melastigma (Indian medaka), 1270 nucleotides. It is a transcript of the gene cav3, whose product is annotated as caveolin 3. The record is from RefSeq and is a predicted model, not a curated record. Gene Ontology annotation, cellular component: caveola. The transcript is spliced from 2 exons. Gene Ontology annotation, molecular function: transmembrane transporter binding; molecular adaptor activity; connexin binding. The coding region runs from base 236 to 694 and encodes 152 amino acids. Gene Ontology annotation, biological process: caveola assembly; regulation of membrane potential. NCBI's taxonomy places the organism in Eukaryota, Metazoa, Chordata, Actinopteri, Beloniformes, Adrianichthyidae.
UCUGUCUGUGUUCAUUACAUGGAGUGUUUGUGCGUGAGUGUCCACUCUCCCUUUGGCUGUCUCCGGGUGGUGGUCAGGCCCCCAUUUUUACCAGGAGCCCUGCAGCAGCUGUCCCCCUGGCAUGUCAGCGGAGACAUUACUGACUUGAUACACGGCUCAGAACUGAACUGACGGCGGAGUCCGCGCAGGCUCGACUCUCUUCGCUUCUGGGCCCACGACCGUUUGAAGGCUGACCAUGGCGGACCAGUACCAGUACAACACCAACGAGGAGAAAAUCCAGAAGGACAGCCACACCAAGGAGAUCGAUCUGAUCAACAGAGACCCCAAGCAGAUCAACGAGGAUGUGGUGAAGGUGGAGUUUGAGGAUGUCAUCGCGGAGCCGGAUGGGACGCACAGUCUGGACGGGGUGUGGAAGCUCAGCUACACCACCUUCACCGUGUCCAAAUACUGGUGCUACCGCAUCCUGUCUGCCAUCUUCGGCAUCCCGGUGGCGCUCCUGUGGGGCUUCCUGUUUGCCUGCAUCUCCUUCUGCCACAUCUGGGCCGUGGUUCCCUGCAUCAAGAGCUGCCUGAUCGAGUCGCAGUGCAUCAGCCGCAUCUACACCCUCUGCAUUCAGACCUUCUGCGAUCCCUUCUUCGAAGCCCUGGGCAAGAUUUUCAGCAGCGUGCGCGUGGCGCUGCGCAAGGAAGUCUAAGAACUGGCACAGCAGUGUGCAAGCAAAGCCUGCUGCGUUUUUACAUACCAGAUAAUGAGGCCUGGUAAUUCCCCCUCUCUGAUACCUCCCGUUACAGAAUGCAAGCUGCCACCCACCUGACAUGCCGGCGUGUGCAUGCUGAGGAGGCGGCUUCAACAUCACCGUCCUGAAGAACCGAUCCAGAGCUGGAUCAGGACUUUGUCUCCUUAGACGUCUGCUAAAACAAAGAUGGGAUCUUCACAGCAGUUCUUAACCACUUACACAUGCUCUUCUACCAACCGUCUUCAGUCAUUUUCAAUUUGAUUUACUUCAAGUUUUACCAAUCCAAAGAGUUUGUGUCUUCCACACCUUCAAUACUGUGUUAGGAGUGGCAUAAAAACACAUUCUUGCAUGAUUCAGUGGUAGAUAUAGACUCAACUAUUACUUCAUUUUUGUUUAAAUGUUCAUUAUUUUUAUUGAAUUAUUAAAUGUUCAACACUUUGAUACUGCUGAGAUGCAUGAAAGGCGACUUCUACAUGAACGACACUGAGAUCUUUCUUUGAUGGUUGCAGUAAAUAAACAUCAUCACUGGUUGAA